AUGUUAACUUCCACUGCUUAUGGCAUGGAGCUCCAAGCGCGUGCUAUUGCACCGUUUUACCACUCCUCAAAUAACAGCAGCAGUACUCAUCGGUUCGUUGCCGGAACGGCAUGCUUCGCUGGUGGGAAUGUUAUCCGAUUGCUCACCUUCCAGGAGGAGUCGCAACUACUGGAGUGUACGGCAACGUGGUCUCAUGAGGAAGAGAUUUUUGGUCUGUGGAGUUCUCCAUCGGUUGCCGGCCCCAGUCUUUUGGCUGUGGGGGCUUCUUCUUAUUGCCGCAUCUUUCGCGUGUCGGAUGAUGUCUCUGGUGAGUUGGAGCCUGUUGUUAAUUUUAAUGCGGCUGCUGCGCAAGUUCUUUGGGACCUGGAGGGGCUGCAGAAUGAGGUGAAGUUAAUCUCUGAGGACUCCCUUCGUAUUUAUUCUCUUACUGAAGGUAAGAUGGGGGAAGAAAUUGGCCGCUUCCGCGUUGACGGUUGUGCGGAGCUGCGGUGUGCUGCAUUGGACCCGCAUCACUCCUCUGUGUGUCUUGCUGCGGGUGAGGGAAUUGGAAUCGCUGUUAUAGAUACACGGAGAAAAGGGCCAAUUGUAAUGCCAAACACCACCACGCUCCAUGGUUUAGGAAUGAUACAAAGUAUCGAUUUCAGUAAUGCUCGCGAGGGCCUUUUCAUGACGGCAGGAACCGAUGGAGUUAUCAUGUGGCAUGAUUUUCGCAUGGAUGGGGAAAAGAGCGUGGUUGAAAGGAGGGGAUACUUGGACGCACAUGAUCACUGUGUGCAACGGUCGUUGUUUAAUCCUUUCCACGACGAGUUGUUGAUUUCUUGUGGAUCGGAUCAUACGCUAAAGCUGUGGGACACCUCGAAGAAAGGGGCUGACGGCGAAUGUGCCGUAUGUGUGUCAAAACUCUCUGACUUUGCGGAGUCUGUAGUGGCUUGUUGUUGGAGCAAUUCUAAUCCAUGGGUAUUUGCUGGAUUGUCUUACAAUGGUAGGGUCCUUGUAGAUAGUGUACCUGAAGAGUGUAAAAUGCAAUUUAUUGGAAAGGAGGGUUGA
Trypanosoma brucei brucei TREU927 is the source of this 1047-nucleotide messenger RNA. RefSeq lists its product as hypothetical. The record is from RefSeq and is a predicted model, not a curated record. Lineage: Eukaryota; Euglenozoa; Kinetoplastea; Trypanosomatida; Trypanosomatidae. Gene Ontology annotation, biological process: protein ubiquitination. The transcript has a single exon. Gene Ontology annotation, molecular function: protein binding. The coding region runs from base 1 to 1047 and encodes 348 amino acids.